Molecule: messenger RNA, 1229 nt
Organism: Hibiscus syriacus
Lineage: Eukaryota; Viridiplantae; Streptophyta; Magnoliopsida; Malvales; Malvaceae
Product: 8-amino-7-oxononanoate synthase-like
Exons: 2
Coding region: 603-1229 (208 amino acids)
Biological process (GO): biosynthetic process
Molecular function (GO): pyridoxal phosphate binding
Source: RefSeq, a predicted model, not a curated record
UUCUUUGCACAUCAGGCUUUGGAGCCAAUAUGGCGGUGAUGGUUGCAAUCGGAAGUAUUGUGCCGGUGAUAUGUGAAGGUGAAGGAAGGAGGCCAGCAAAGGAAGAAAAGGUUGCCGUAUUCUCCGAUGCACUUAACCAUGCCUCCAUUGUUGACAGUCUUAAACUCGCUGAUCGAUUUGGAGGAGUCAAAUUAUUUGUGUACAAACACUGUGACAUGUCUUACCUCGAUGCACUGCUGUACGUCGUUUUCUAUGUUAACAUGAUUUCCUUGGAUCUUUAACAUAUAUGAUUAAUUACCACCAUCUAAACCUGGUUUAUUUUAUGGAAAUUUCACAGAACAAACUGUAAAAAUAAGAGAAAAGUGGUGGUGACUGAUAGGAAAGCCGGCCGUUUCUUGUCUCAAUUUUCAUUUCUAUUUAUCUGUCUUCAAGUAUGAAGUCUUAUUAAAACCAUCUUCUAUUAACAGCUUGUUCAGUAUGGAUGGAGACAUUGCACCCAUGGCUGAGCUGGCUCAGCUCCGCAAGAAGCAUGGGUUUUUGUGGGUGCUUGAUGAUGCAAGUCCUUCAAUAUUCAAUUAUAAAAAUCCAUUGAUUAUAACAUUAUGGAUUCUUGUGAAUCAAUAUUCCACUUUUUCAGGCUCAUGGAACAUUUGUUUGGGGAAGAAUGGAGGGGACUAGCUGAGGAAUUCAACUGUGAGUACGAUGUGGACAUAUCCAUUGGCACAUUGAGUAAGACAGCAUCUUCUCUGGGAGGGUUCGUAACAUGCAGCAAAAUAUGGAAACAGUGGAUUCAAUCAAGGGGAAGCUCUUUCAUAUUUUCAACAAUUGCGCCUAUUCCCUUAGCUGCUGCCUCUUAUGCAUCUGUGGUGGUGGCAAAGAAAGAAUCAUGGCGUAGAAGGGAAAUCCAGAACCGAAUGAAGGAGUUGCACGCUCUAACUGGGAUCCCUGUCAAAAGCCAGAUAGUAUGCGUCAUGAUUGGAGAUAUGAUGCAGGCCAUCAAAGCCAGACAGUUUUUUUUCUUUCUCACUCUCUUAUCUGUUUCAUAUCUUUCUAUUGAGUGGCUGUCGGACCACCUGCAGUCGCUCCGAAUACAGCAAGGUUCGAUAACGACACCAACACAUAAAUUAUUCACAUAUAUAAUCUUUACUUAUUUACUCUUCAUUCAGGUUGCGAUUGACUCUCACUUCUGUACACACAUCAGAAGAUAUAAAAAGGCUUGUUGCAAUUAA